GUGAAAUCCACACAAAUUGACAGCAACGAUAGUUUGUCGGGACCCGCGGGAGAGCAGCUGAGGAGGAGAUGUCGUUGGUAGAUUACGCCUCGUCCGACGACGACGACGUCGUUCCGGUUGAUCCCGUCGGGGAGAACGAUAAGGCUCAACCUCAAAUCCAAAACCGCAACCACGUCCAUACUGAAUCAAGUGAGAAGCCUGAAAGUGCAAGUGCCUUGCCAGCGCCUGACUUUGGGAAACUUCCUGAUGCUUCAGAACUGUUGAACUCUUCUGAGUUCUCGUAUAAUGCGCUGAGUGGUUCUGACCACUCUUCUCGAGUGGCAGCUGCUAUGGCUCAGAGUGCAUCAUCAUCGCGGAAGAGAAACCCAGUUGGGUUAGAUUCCUCUCUGCCCCGCGGUAAAGUUCCUAAAGGGACUUUGACUCAUUCCAAGAGUGUUCCAGAUACUGGUGGUGGCAUUCUAGUUCCUCCCCAACUUCGUGGAAGGAGUAACGUUGUUACAGAAGACAUAAACAAGCUCUUCGUCAAAAAGCAUGCUGAACCUUCAUCGAAGUAGGUGACAGUUAACAAUGCUUGUAGUUUAGUGUUUGGAUAAUAACACCUUCAUGAACAUCUCAACAAACUAGUAGAAUGUAAAAGUUAUGUGCUCACCCAUAAUUUGUGUUAUGGUAUUGGCUAGGAUGGACCGACUGACUGUUUCAGAAAGCAAUUACAUUCUACAAUUUUUCAGUUAAUGAGAUUGUCAAGUAGAAUUUACAGCUUUCAAACAAGUACUGUAAGGAGUGAAGAAAUCACUACAGUUUUGAUGUAUAGUUUCAAUCUUAAGAAAUUCCCUGGUUUAAACAGUAUGCCAUUUUAAGAAA
This is a messenger RNA of Humulus lupulus (European hop), 861 nucleotides long. RefSeq lists its product as uncharacterized. The transcript is spliced from 3 exons. Bases 69 to 554 code for a protein of 161 amino acids. The record is from RefSeq and is a predicted model, not a curated record. Lineage: Eukaryota; Viridiplantae; Streptophyta; Magnoliopsida; Rosales; Cannabaceae.